Molecule: messenger RNA, 2775 nt
Organism: Cicer arietinum (chickpea)
Lineage: Eukaryota; Viridiplantae; Streptophyta; Magnoliopsida; Fabales; Fabaceae
Product: ABC transporter F family member 4
Molecular function (GO): ATP binding; ATP hydrolysis activity
Source: RefSeq, a predicted model, not a curated record
CCCUAAAAUCAACAAAACUCAGAUGGCCUCUUGUAUCAAAAACAACAACUUGGAUUGAAGUUGAACUGAACUCAACUGUUCGCCGGAAAACGCCGCCGGAGUUUGUUCGCCGUCCACAACAAAUAGUCCGUAACUCGCCCCAAACAGUAUCGUACAAUGGGAAAGAAAAAGACAGAGGAUGCAGGUCCAUCUACAAAGUCUAAAGCAAGUAGCAAAGAUGUUUCUAAGAAGGAAAAAUUUUCUGUCUCGGCCAUGUUGGCUAGUAUGGAUGAAAAAGCUGAUAAACCUAAAAAAGCAUCUUCUACGAGUAAGCCGAAACCAAAACCUGCUCCGAAAGCUUCCACUUACACGGAUGGUAUUGAUCUUCCUCCAUCUGAUGAUGAAGAGGACGAAUUGGAUGAGCUAGAGCAAAAGCAUAGGCCUGAUGUGAAGCCGCUUGAGGUGUCUAUUGCGGACAAGGAGUUGAAAAAGCGUGAAAAGAAAGAUAUUUUAGCUGCCCAUGUAGCUGAACAGACUAAGAAAGAAGCUCUUAAGGAUGAUCAUGAUGCUUUCACUGUUGUUAUUGGAAGCCGGACUUCGGUUCUUGAUGGAGACGAUGAUGCUGAUGCGAAUGUUAAAGAUAUUACGAUAGAAAAUUUUUCGGUGUCUGCUCGGGGUAAAGAACUUUUGAAGAAUGCAUCAGUGAGGAUAUCACAUGGCAAAAGGUAUGGUUUGGUUGGGCCAAAUGGAAUGGGAAAGUCAACACUAUUGAAGCUUCUUGCUUGGAGGAAGAUACCGGUACCAAAGAAUAUUGAUGUUCUUUUGGUUGAGCAGGAGGUUGUUGGUGAUGAUAAAACAGCGCUUGAAGCCGUUGUUUCAGCUAAUCUUGAACUUGUUAAAGUUCGACAAGAAGUUGCUGCUCUACAGAAUGUAGCUACUGAUGAAGGUGUAGAUGACAAUAAUAAUAAUGAGGAAGAGGAUGCAGGAGAAAAGCUAGCGGAGCUGUACGAACAAUUACAGUUGAUGGGGUCUGAUGCUGCUGAAGCUCAAGCAUCAAAGAUUUUAGCUGGUCUCGGUUUUACAAAGGAUAUGCAGGGACGUCCUACAAAAUCCUUUAGUGGUGGGUGGAGGAUGAGAAUUUCUUUAGCUCGGGCACUUUUUGUGCAGCCCACUUUAUUAUUGCUCGAUGAACCCACCAAUCAUCUUGACCUGAGGGCUGUUCUCUGGUUAGAAGAGUACUUGUGCCGUUGGAAGAAAACUUUGGUGGUUGUAUCACACGAUAGAGAUUUUCUCAAUACAGUAUGCACUGAGAUUAUCCACCUGCAUGAUUUGAAACUUCAUUUUUACCGGGGAAAUUUUGAUGCUUUUGAGAGUGGGUAUGAACAGCGUCGCAGAGAGGUGAAUAAGAAGUAUGAGAUUUAUGACAAGCAAUUGAAAGCAGCUAGAAGGAGUGGAAACCGGGCUCAACAAGAAAAGGUGAAGGAUCGAGCUAAGUUUGCAGCAGCUAAGGAAGCAUCGAAAAGCAAAAGUAAGGGAAAGGUUGAUGAGGAUGAGACCCAAGUAGAGGUACCACACAAGUGGAGGGACUACAGCGUGGAAUUCCACUUUCCUGAACCUACUGAGCUCACACCUCCACUUCUGCAGCUUAUUGAAGUGAGUUUUAGCUACCCUAACCGGGAGGAUUUCAGACUCUCAGAUGUUGAUGUUGGCAUUGAUAUGGGGACUCGUGUUGCCAUUGUUGGGCCUAAUGGAGCUGGAAAAUCUACAUUGCUAAAUCUUCUUGCUGGCGAUUUGGUUCCAAGUGAAGGUGAAGUUCGACGGAGUCAGAAGUUGAGGAUAGGGAGAUAUUCCCAACACUUUGUGGACCUACUAACAAUGGACGAAACACCUGUUCAGUACCUUCUUCGUCUCCACCCAGACCAGGAGGGACUUAGUAAACAGGAAGCUGUCCGUGCAAAACUUGGUAAAUUUGGGCUACCUAGUCAUAACCAUCUUACCCCCAUUGUCAAACUAUCCGGAGGGCAGAAAGCUCGGGUGGUUUUCACUUCGAUAUCCAUGUCAAAACCCCACAUUUUAUUGUUAGAUGAACCCACAAAUCAUCUUGAUAUGCAAAGUAUUGAUGCAUUGGCUGAUGCCCUGGAUGAAUUCACUGGUGGAGUUGUUCUUGUUAGUCAUGAUUCAAGAUUGAUAUCACGUGUCUGUGAUGAUGAAGAAAGGAGUCAAAUAUGGGUUGUUGAGGAUGGCACAGUCCGAACUUUCCCUGGAACGUUUGAGGAUUACAAGGAUGAUUUGCUGAAAGAGAUUAAAGCUGAAGUUGAUGAUUGAGCUCCCUCUUGUGAGAACAAUUUUUUUUUCUGGUGACAAUUUCCAAAUGUAUUUCUAUUUCUAUAUUACACUUGCCCCUCUUGUAUUCUGCUGCUAAAGAGGACUUAUCCACCCGCAGAUGCCGGAUUUUGCCUCUCUGCUCUUCAUCUUCAAUUCAACUCUAGAACUGAGUGUAAUUAUGCUGCGGGAAAUGCUACCAAUGCUUUUUGUAAGAAGACUAGUUUCAAAUUUACCAAUAAUAUAUAGGAAUGUGUGGUUAAACUUUUAUGACUAAAUAAACAUUUGUAUCAUUGCAAAAAUUGUUGGUGUUGUUUCUGUUCAACAAAUCCAUCUCAUAAUGAUGUCUUUUGAUUCAAAUUUUGAAGUACAAUAUACGUCCACUCUAAAUACCUUGUAUCUUCUGAUUUCAUAUCAAGUUGUUGUACUCUGUUGCAUUUCUUUUAAUGGAUGGGUAAGACAAUUUCUGGUUAA